UGGUAGAGUUCAGUGGAGUAUAGGAAGAAGCAGCAGCAGCCAUUUUAGCUGCACAGGACACUGAUUUCCCCUCAAGCAUGGAGCACAGGCAAGCUGACAGUUAACCACCAGCUUACAGCACAUCUCUACCAGGCUGGCUGUGGAAGUACAGGUGCCAUGGUGACGCUGAAUCACUUGAGUGUGGAGGACCCAGACGAUGGCUCUCCACUGCUGCCCGAGGCUGCGGAGGCUGCAAUACCAACGCCUGUCUUUCACAGACAGCGAGUGAUCACAAAGACUGACUCCAGGGACUUUUUCCUCAGCAGGAGUGAGAACCUUGCCUUCAGUCUGGUGCUGCUGAUCGGAUGCUACUCGGCUAUUCUGAUCCCUGCAUAUCUCCCCUUGGAUAAAGCGGCAGCUCUCAGUGAUGACAACCAACAUCCCAAAGAUCUUGUCUUGCUGAAUCGGUCAGCCACCCUGCUGUCAGGCCCCUGUCAGCCUCGCUGGUGUCUGAACCACCUCAAGCCCCUGUCCUGUUCUGCAGGCCUCCUGGACAUCCCUGUGUUUGUGCAGAAGGACAGGCCCGUGCCCUGGGAUCUGUCCCCUCCUCUGGGGCUCCAGGGCAGCGAAGAGCAUCUGGCCCUGGCUCUUGCAUCUCUGCCUCAGCCUGGUCUGCCUCCAUUGCUGAGGAGCGAGGGCGGCUGCAGGCGAUGUGUGGUGGUGGGCAACGGAGGGGUUCUUCAUGGGAGCCAUCUCGGCUCCCAUAUAGAUCAGUAUGACAUCAUUAUCAGGCUGAAUAACGCUCCAGUGCCUGGUUUUGAAAGAGACGCCGGUUCUCGCACCACCAUCCGCCUGAUGUACCCAGAGGGAGCACCUCACUCCGCGAACGAGUACAAAAAGACCACAAUGGUUGCUCUGGUGGUCUUCAAGAGCCUGGACCUGGACUGGCUCACUUCUGUCAUCACCAAGCAGCCUCUGAGCUUCUGGUCCAAAAUGUGGUUCUGGAGGGAGGUGGUGGAUAAUAUUCCACUGAGACCAGAGAAUUUCAGGAUCCUGCACCCGGAGAUUAUUCACAAGACGGGACAAGUUCUACAGAAAUAUGCUCUGAAACAGGGAAACAUGGUGCCAACACUUGGUGCUAGUGCGGUGGUGAUGGCUCUGCAGCUGUGCGACCAGGUGAGCCUGGCGGGGUUCGGGUACGACAUGCAGCACCCAGAGGCCAGGCUUCACUACUACGAGACCAUACGCAUGGACGCAAUGAAGGCUCAGGUGGUGCAUGACGUCAGCGCCGAGAAGCUCUUCCUAAGGGACCUGGUGGCAGCGGGAGCUGUGACCGACCUCACGGGAGCUCUGUGAGUCAGCGGUGCGGACGCUGAUAAAGUACUGAACUCUACAUGCACUCCUCCUUCUCGCUGUGAGCCUGUGUGCGGUCCUCCAUAACCGUGCCCUGCUGGAAGAAUCCUACACAGCGUGGACUGACCUUUAGUGGGCUCACAGUCUCCAGGGUUGACUGACAAGUGAGCAAAUUAAAGGUUAGACAAGCUCAUGAUCGGCGAGAAACUAUAACCUCAACAUAUCUUGGUUAAAUUCAAUGAAUUUAUCACAUCAUCAGCUAUUACGAUUGUAGUAAUUGUCAUGUGGAUGAAUAAUUAUGCCAUCACACGUGGGAACACGCUCAGCGAUUCACUGGGUUUUUGUGAAAUUAAUGCAAAAUGGUGCUUUUUCAAUUCUGUUUACAAUGACUCAAUAAACACAUUAAUGU
Sebastes umbrosus (honeycomb rockfish) is the source of this 1741-nucleotide messenger RNA. RefSeq names its product ST3 beta-galactoside alpha-2,3-sialyltransferase 7 (gene st3gal7). The record is from RefSeq and is a predicted model, not a curated record. Gene Ontology annotation, molecular function: lactosylceramide alpha-2,3-sialyltransferase activity. The transcript has 8 exons. NCBI's taxonomy places the organism in Eukaryota, Metazoa, Chordata, Actinopteri, Perciformes, Sebastidae. The coding region runs from base 157 to 1335 and encodes 392 amino acids.